Molecule: messenger RNA, 1604 nt
Organism: Haliotis rufescens (red abalone)
Lineage: Eukaryota; Metazoa; Mollusca; Gastropoda; Lepetellida; Haliotidae
Exons: 6
Coding region: 382-1395 (337 amino acids)
Source: RefSeq, a predicted model, not a curated record
UAUGAUUGUGUCAAGAUUAACGCCUUUGAUACUUCGCGAUCGAUGACGUCAUGUAAUUUUAAGUUGUUUAGAAGUAUCGUGUUAUUUCACAAAAGUGAGAGGACAGAUCUUAAGUUAAUCACAUGAGACGCUAGGCUGUGAGGAGUUGUGGCCAUGGUAAUUAGACAUUUAUACAUGUUUGAUUCAGUAAUUCAAGAACUAGGUGGAUGGUUGAUUUAAAAUUAGAAAAUGCGAAAUAAUUGCUCCCGCACAUUAUACACGUGCCGACUCAGCCCUUCAAGGGAAUAUUAGUCUGCUUUUUUAAGCUCUUCUAUCGUCAAUGUUAUUGGGCGUAGACCUUCGAACGGCAGCAACAGCACGGUUGUGACCAACAAGCUGGAGAUGUCAGGGAUGAAACUAGGACUGUUCACGACGCCACUACUAGUAUUCACUGUUCUAUCAGUCCCAUCGUCUCCAUUAACCAUUACUGAAACAUCUGAGGGGUGUCACCGCAUAUUGUAUUGUCAAGAGACCAAGGACAAUGAUACAGUUCUGUGGUACAAGAACAACCUGGAGAUAAUGGAGACAUCCAAAGACAGUUAUGGCUCUAAUUCCAGCGUGUCACUCCGUGAUGUCCAGGAUGGUACAACACUCGCUAAUGUGAGUGUGUCGGAGAAGCGACACAGUUUAACACUAAUGGUGUCCUUGCUCUUUGGUAAAUCUGUAUGGAGAUGUGAAACAGUGCACGGAGUUAGCGAAAAUCUUACUCUCGAUGUCACAGGUCUUACGAAAGAAUCCGGUAUACAGUACAACUUGACAUCAGCACCAGCGACGGCUGUAGAAGGAAAUCCUUUUAAGCUGUCGUGUAUACACGCUUCUGGCUUAACUCUAACAACAGCCUUGUGGUAUAGGAAUUGUGUUGAAAUAUUCCAAACAAACGGAAAUUUGAACAAGAACCAAAUGCUUUCUACAAACUAUCACAACAUCGAGUUCCGCUCAGUUUCACAGAGAGUUACUGUGGAGUCAGAUCGGACACGACAUAGAGUGACUCUCAUCAUCAACUCUACACUGGAUGAAGGGUCUGUAUGGACGUGUGGCACCGGACAAACUGUUAGUAACAGCAUCACUGUUAUACUUAUGGAGCCUAUCACUGAGGAAAGUAGUACGCCAACAUCAUCAACAGACCGUCAGACAACAGACCGUCAGACAACAAGUCGUCAGACAACAAGUCGUCAGACAACAAGGGCCGUUAUGGAUACUGUUACGAAAGAUGAUAGACCAUCAGCUCAAGGUGAACCCCUUAUCUACGCAAUUGCUGGAUCGGCAGGGGGUUUCCUGCUUCUUGUGUGCAUCUUGAUCAUCGCCUGUAUCAGCAGGAGAAGGUCGAGGGGUGGGUACAUACUCAAUUUUGCAUGAUACCCAUUUGACAAAAUGGUCACAUCACAGACUUUCUGAUACUGUAUUGAACACGACGUUAAAGCCAGCUCACCUCAACUCGCCUCUGAUACUGUGAAAAGAAUUGGUUCUGGACCAACACAUCCUACAUCCUACACAUCAAAUAAUUCCACUACCACUACUACCACCACUACUACUACUACCACUGCUACUACCACUACUACUACUAC